UGCCCAAAUUGCUUCCACCACGACACGAGGGACGAUGACGAGGCAUCGUCUUACUCACGAAGAACCACCAUCGAGUUCCAUUGAAGAAUUCAGACCUUUACUCCCCACUGAUCAUGAAGGUAACGACGACAUCGAAUUCGGAGGCACGCAAGCACGUCAAGAACUAGAAAGGAGGCUGUUGCACAAAGUAGACACGAGAAUGAGCAUCCUGAUUGUUAUUUACAUUCUGAACUAUAUCGACCGGAACAAUGCCUCCGCUGCAAGAUUACGUGGGUUUGAAGAAGACUUGGGGCUUCACGGAACACAAUUUGCCAGCAUUUUAUCAAUCCUCUAUGUUGGGUAUAUCAUCAUGCAAAUACCCUCUAACAUUUUUAUGAACGUUAUGGGAAAGCCGUCCGUAUACUUACCAACUUGUAUGACGUUGUGGGGUGUCCUCUCUGUAAGCACGGGUUUCACCACAAAUUUCUCUCAAGCCCUUUUAAGCCGGUUCUUUCUGGGUUUCGUUGAAGCUGCGUUCUUUCCUGGUGCUCUGUUCUUGCUAUCCAAGUGGUACAAGCGCAACGAAUUGUCCCAGCGUACGGCUAUGUUAUCGAUCGGCAGUCUGAUUUCGAACGCUACUGGAUCUCUGAUUGCAUCUGCAAUUCUAAGUAGUACUGAAGGUCUACUCGGCUACGCAGCUUGGAGAUGGCUUUUCUUUAUCGAGGGUGGUCUGACAGUUAUUAUGGCUGUUUUCGCUGUCUUCAUCCUUCCUGAUUUCCCGGAAACCUCUCCGUGGCUUGAUUCCGAUGAACGAGCACUUGCAAUCAAGCGCAUGACCGAAGACACUGGAACUCAUGACAAACGCGGCGAUCUAAUGUCGAGUUGGAGCGCUGGGUUUUCUCUAGCUGUUACGGACUGGAAGGUCUGGUGGCUUGCCAUGACUUUAACCUGUUUCGUUGUGUCAUUGUCCUUCAACGCAUACUUCCCAACGCUUAUUGAGUCAAUUGGUUAUGAUCCGGUUACCACCCUUUUAUUGUGUGUUCCCCCAUGGUUAUUCGCUGCGGUCGUCGCGGUCUUCCUCUCCAGACAUUCUGACCACACUGAAGAGCGUUGCUCACACAUCACCCUUGCUAUGAGUGUCGGGAUCAUUGGAUUUUUCCUUGCUAUGUCGAAAGACAUGACAGUACGGUAUACGUCGUUCUUCCUCAUGGCGCAGUCGUAUGCGGGUUUCAUUUGUUUCUUGGCCUGGGCGAGUGGGUCUGUUUCUCAACCGCCGGCUAAAGGUGCAGUUGCUAUUGCGCUAAUUAACACUGUGGCAUCCUCCGGCAACAUUCUUGGAGCGUAUGCCUGGCCUACCCAAUGGGGCCCCGACUAUGCAAUUUCGUGUGGUAUUUGUGCUGUUUUCACGUUAUUGGGGAUUGCGAUGUGCUGGUAUUUCCGAGGGCAACUAUCACUCCUGAAUGCAAAGGAAACGGAUGGACGGUAUAGAUUUAUGUUGUAAUCAGUCUAAUGUAAGCCACUUUAUCCCGUUCCGG
Molecule: messenger RNA, 1514 nt
Organism: Marasmius oreades (fairy-ring Marasmius)
Lineage: Eukaryota; Fungi; Basidiomycota; Agaricomycetes; Agaricales; Marasmiaceae
Exons: 11
Coding region: 35-1480 (481 amino acids)
Biological process (GO): transmembrane transport
Cellular component (GO): membrane
Molecular function (GO): transmembrane transporter activity
Source: RefSeq, a predicted model, not a curated record